UCCUUCCUGCUCCUCUGGGUGGGGAGAGGAUGCCUCCCUGUGAAUGAAGCUCAAGUCUAACUCCUGGGAGGAUGCUGUGUUUUUGUUUUAACUGGCUCUUGGGGUGAUGCUGUGUGGUUGUGCAAAGCCUGGAACAGUGAGGGCAUUAGGACCAGGAGCCAGACGCAUGUUUGGCUCCCGUUGUGUCUGGCAGAGGGUUCGUGCAGAGCGGGAGCUAUGUGUGAAAGGAAAUCGGGCAGUGCCUGCUGGCUUUACAUCUGUUGAUCUGACCUGACUCAAGUCGUCCAAAGGAGGGUGUCUGUCAUCCUGGCUUAACUGAAUCCCCAGCAGCUCAGACAUCCCAUAGAACCUGGCCACUCAUGCAGAGGGGGCAAGGAACAUGGGACUAGCCACCAGAACAGAACGGACAAGAGCAGGGUGAGAGGGGAGCAAGCAACAGACCGACCGACUGACUGCAGACCCUUUUCAGAAGACAACUCACAAAAUCCAGAGAGCACCCCGGGUGGCCCCGGGCUCCUGUGGCUUUCGGAUUCCAAGGGAAGUGGAUCUUACAAAUGCUGUUGGCAAAUGUCAGAUGGGAUAAAAGGAGCAGGUGACUGGCAAAAAGCCUCUCAGCUGGAAUGAACAGCCCAGGCUCAAUGACAAGCUUGAAGGUACUUGGAGUAUGACAAGGAAGCAGACCUGAUCAGGACCUGUUGCUUUGGGCAAGCGGCUGCGACAUGCUCCUGAGGAAGCGGCCCAGGAACGGCUGUUGCAGGCUCCAGUUCCUCCUGCUCUUCCUGACACUGGGAUGUGUCCUGAUGAUGGUGACCAUGUUGCAUCCUCCCCCACCCACCCUGCACCAGGCUGUCACAGCCCAGACUGGCAAACACAGUUCUGACACUGGGUAUCCCCUGGUCUUUGGAGACUCCCAGGAAUGGGUUCUGGAGGCUGAGGAUGAGAGUGAGGAGUACAGCUUCUUGGAUGGUCUUCCGCCCUUUAUCUCCCUGCAGGAGGAUCAAUUGCUGGUGGCUGUGGCCUCACCCAGGGCUAGGAGGAAUCAGAGCCAGGGCAGGAGACGAGGCAGCUACCAGUUCAUCAAACACCCGAGCAGGAGGCAGGAUGAGGAAGCCCCUGAGAGGGAUUGGAGGUCUGAGGAGGAUGGGGAGGAAUCAGAAGAGACACUGACCCCACUCAGCCUGAACUCAGAUGGCCUCAACAUGGCACUCAGUGCCCGCCUGCCCCUGAGGAGAGUCCUGCCUGAGGUGCGGCACCCAAUGUGUCUGCAGCAGCAUCCUGCAAGUGGUCUGCCUACAGCCAGCGUCAUCCUCUGCUUCCACGAUGAGGCCUGGCCCACGCUCUUGAGAACUGUGCACAGCAUCCUGGACACAGCACCCAGGGCCUUGCUGCAGGAGAUCAUCCUUGUAGAUGACCUCAGCCAGAGAGAACAGCUGAAGUCUGCUCUCAGUGACUAUGUGGCCAGGCUGGAGACCGUGAAGUUGCUCAGGAGCAACAAGAGGCUUGGCACCAUCGGGGCCCGGAUGCUGGGGGCCACCAGGGCCACAGGGGAUGUGCUGGUCUUCAUGGAUGCCCACUGUGAGUGCCACCCUGGAUGGCUGGAGCCCCUUCUCAGCAGAAUAGCUGAUGACAGGAGCCGAGUGGUGUCUCCAGUCAUAGACGUGAUUGACUGGAAGACACUUCAGUACUCUCCAGCCAAGGAGCUGCAUCGAGGGGUGCUGGACUGGAAGUUGGAUUUCCGAUGGGAGCCCCUGGGGGAGCAGGAGCAGAAGGCCCGCCCAUCCCCCAUCAGCCCUAUCAGGAGCCCUGUGGUACCUGGAGAGGUGGUGGCCGUGGACAGACAUUACUUCCAAAACACUGGAGCUUAUGAUCCUCUCAUGUCACUACAGGGUAGUGAAAAUCUUGAGAUGUCCUUCAAGGCCUGGCUUUGUGGUGGCUCCGUGGAAAUCCUCCCCUGCUCUCGAGUGGGACACAUCUACCAAAGCCAAGAUGCCAGCUCCAGGGCUGACCCUGAGGUCAUUCUGAGGAACAAGGUCCGAAUUGCUGAGACCUGGCUGGGGUCCUUCAAAGAAACCUUCUACAGGCACAUCCCAGAGGCCUUUGCCCAGAGCAAGGUUGCAAAGCCAGACUGCACAGAACGCCUGAAGCUGCAAAGGAGGCUGGGCUGUCGGACGUUCCACUGGUUUUUGGCCAAUGUCUACCCUGAGCUGUAUCCAUCUGAGCACAGACCCAGGUUCUCUGGAAAGCUCCACAACACUGGACUUGGCUUCUGUGCAGACUGCCAAGCAGAUGGGGACAUCCUGGGCUGCCCCAUGACAUUGGCUCCUUGCAGUGACAACCGGCAGCAACAGAAUCUGCAGCACACCAGCAGGAAGGAGAUUCUCUUUGGCAGCCCACAGCGGUUGUGCUUCGACAUCAGAGGAGAACAGGUGAUUUUGCAGAACUGCACAGAGGAAGGCCCUGCCAUCCAUCAACAGCACUGGGAACUCCAGGAGGAUGGAAUGAUCAUCCACAUUCUUUCUGGGAAAUGCAUGGAAGCUGGGGUUCAACCAGACGAUAUGAAUCUGUACUUGAGUCAAUGUGAUGGUAAAAGCAGCCAGCUGUGGCGAUUCGACCAGGUCCACCCUGUGGAUGAACGAUGAGUAACAGUGAUGAAGAGCAAAAUAAACACUGAGCAUCACCA
Peromyscus leucopus (white-footed mouse) is the source of this 2680-nucleotide messenger RNA. RefSeq names its product polypeptide N-acetylgalactosaminyltransferase 15 (gene Galnt15). Bases 720 to 2639 code for a protein of 639 amino acids. The transcript has 10 exons. Gene Ontology annotation, cellular component: Golgi apparatus. The record is from RefSeq and is a predicted model, not a curated record. Lineage: Eukaryota; Metazoa; Chordata; Mammalia; Rodentia; Cricetidae.